AUGCUGCAACAAGUAAAAUGCGAGUGUGUGACAAGCGAUUUACCAGUGUGUGACAAGUGGUUCACCAGUGUGUGACCACUCGCUACCAGUGUGUAACGACUACCACACCGAUGCGUACCCAGUGUGUGCACACAUCGGUAUUUUUGUGGUUACACACUUGUGUUUCUCUUGUCACACAUGCGUAAUUUUUUUUCUGAGAUAGGUCCCCACCUUAUUAUGGUAAGAAAUCUUAUUGGUGGGGACCUAAAAUUAAGUUGACACGUGGGGGCUCAAAAUGAUAGUGGUGGGGACCUUUUUUCCGAAAUACCCUAUGAUCGAAAUAAAAGCCCCCAACUCUAUUAAAAUUAUGUGAAAAUAGGCCCCCACAUACAAAUAUAAGUCCCACCCCAAUAUAGGUCCCCAUCCAAAAAUAAGUCCCCACAUAAUCAUUUUAGGUCCCCAUUUCCAUUGAGUGGGGACUCGGUGGGGACUUUUACUUGUUGGUGGGGGCUUACUUUGAGGUGGGGGGCUAUUCUGCGAUUCACCCGGGGAAUGAUAUCUGAAAAAUGAAACCCCUAGUUUUCAGACGACAAACGAACAAAAGGAUUCAUUUCGCAUGUUGGCCUAAAUUCAUAUCUCGAAUCUUGUUAUGCCGGAGUUCCAAUUCUAGCUAUUCCACUUUUUGUAGAUCAAAAACAUAAUGCAGAGUCAGGAAGAUUAUUGGAAAAUACUUAUGUUUUGGAUAAAACAGAAUUGAGUGAGGAAAAUAUUGUGAAAGGAUUGAACGCGAUUUUGAAUGAUGAGAGGUGAACAUUUCGUGUUUUUUUCUAAUUCCUGAAUCCGCAACAAAAAAAAACGAAAAAAUCAGUGGCUCAAAAACUAGAAGACAUGUUUUAAGGUUACCUAAUUUCAUCACAGAACAACAGAAUCUUUUUCAGAUUCUACACAAACUCAAAGCGAAUCGCAAAAAUGCUAGCCGAACGUCCAAAUCCAGCAAAACAGCAAUUUUUGGAAUGGAUCGAAUUUAUUGCGGCAAAUCCAAUGUUGCAUAAACAAUUGAAUCAACCCGGAGCUCAAAUGGGACCUUUUCAAUACUAUUGUGUGGAUAUUUUAUUAAUUAUGUCAAUUAGUUUGUUAAUUAUGAGUUAUGUGAUAUUUACGGUGCUCAAAUUGGUGCGAAAUGGAGUGUUUCGGGUGAAAAAUGAGGAGAAUUUGAAAAGAAAAAAUAAAAGUGAAUAA
Caenorhabditis angaria is the source of this 1218-nucleotide messenger RNA. The record is from the annotation of a GenBank genome assembly. NCBI's taxonomy places the organism in Eukaryota, Metazoa, Nematoda, Chromadorea, Rhabditida, Rhabditidae.